CAUCCCACACAGGGAGACAGACUGCUGCAAAGGAUUUUGCUUUCAUCAACAGAAAAACCAGGGGACAACUUUUUGGUUGUAGUAUUGUCUGUGACUCUCUCUCUUUCCCCCCAAGUGAGCAACAGCUCUCUCUCUCUUUCUCUCUCUUUCCCCCUCCACUCGUUUCUAUCUCUACCUCUGAAAGGUGGGCAGUAGAGAGGGUGCAUUUCCAGAAACAAGUUGCUCUGCAGCGGCCCCAUUAUCUCAGCUCAAGAUGUACAGCUUUAUGGGAGGGGGCCUGUUCUGUGCUAUUGUUGGUAAUAUCCUGUUGGUGGUCUCCACUGCAACGGACUACUGGAUGCAGUAUCGCCUCUCUGGAAAUUAUGCCCACCAGGGUCUGUGGAGGUACUGCAUGUCCAACAAGUGCUACAUGCAGACUGACAGCAUAGCGUACUGGAAUGCCACCAGGGCCUUCAUGAUCCUUUCAGGGAUGUCAUGCUUCGCAGGCAUCAUCGCUGGCAUCAUGUCCUUCUCUCACUUCUCCUCCUUUGAAAGGUUCAACCGCUCCUUUGCUGCAGGAAUCAUGUUUUUCGUCUCCACUUUCUUUGUUCUGCUGGGUAUGGCCAUUUAUACUGGAGUGACGGUCAACUUCCUGGGGAGGCGCUUCGGUGACUGGCGCUUCUCCUGGUCCUACAUACUGGGCUGGGUGGCCAUGCUCAUGAACUUCUUUGCAGGUAUUUUCUACAUAUGUGCCUACAGAAUGUGUGAAUGCAGGAGAGGAACCGGCCCACGCUAGAGGGAGACAGACAGUUUGUUUUAAAAAAAAAAAAAAAAAAAGGAGGACAAUGCCACUUUGAAUUAAGGGCAAACAGAAGGCGGUGCUGACUGAUCUACUGAGGAGAUGACGUUGGAUGCUGCUCCCAGAGGCCUUUGAUGGUCAAUAUGGAAUUUUUGGGAGUAAUCAUGAUGAUAGCAAAGAGGAAGUAACGGCGUGUCUAAUUAUU
This is a messenger RNA of Epinephelus fuscoguttatus (brown-marbled grouper), 983 nucleotides long. RefSeq names its product lens fiber membrane intrinsic protein-like. NCBI's taxonomy places the organism in Eukaryota, Metazoa, Chordata, Actinopteri, Perciformes, Serranidae. The record is from RefSeq and is a predicted model, not a curated record. Gene Ontology annotation, cellular component: plasma membrane. The coding region runs from base 254 to 775 and encodes 173 amino acids. Gene Ontology annotation, molecular function: structural constituent of eye lens. The transcript has 5 exons.